AUGCGCCCCCAAAAGGUCCGAAGCUACGGCGUCGGGCAGCACGUGAAGCUUCCGGGCGCCUCCAAGGACUCCCCAAACGUGUACCAGUUUGGGACGCCCUACCGCACCAUAUUUGAGGACCUGAAGGGCAAGGACCCCGCGCUCUACACCAGAAACGGGCUGCUGAAGAUGCUGGAGCGGAACAUGGCCGUCAAGCAGGCGCCAGAGCGCUGGCAGCACGACAGGGAGCACCACUUUGAUGUGGCGGUCUGCUUUGAGGAGAAAGUCAUGGAGCAGGUGGUGGAAGACAUGCACAACCGCGAGCCAUCCACAAUGAAGCCGCUUCUCGUCAUCAACAUAGAUGUGAAAGACAACCACGAGGAGGCGGCGAAGGUGGCCCCGCAGACGCUCUGGCUCUGCCGGAAGUUGGACGCCUGCGACUCAUGGGAGGACGGGAUCGACGCGGCGCUGCUGGCGUUUGAGAAGGAGCACCGGCGGCGCGCCACGUACACCAUCUGCCACUACUGA
Molecule: messenger RNA, 507 nt
Organism: Monoraphidium neglectum
Lineage: Eukaryota; Viridiplantae; Chlorophyta; Chlorophyceae; Sphaeropleales; Selenastraceae
Product: RNA polymerase II subunit A domain phosphatase SSU72
Exons: 5
Coding region: 1-507 (168 amino acids)
Biological process (GO): termination of RNA polymerase II transcription
Cellular component (GO): nucleus; mRNA cleavage and polyadenylation specificity factor complex
Molecular function (GO): RNA polymerase II CTD heptapeptide repeat phosphatase activity
Source: RefSeq, a predicted model, not a curated record